Molecule: messenger RNA, 1455 nt
Organism: Sphenostylis stenocarpa
Lineage: Eukaryota; Viridiplantae; Streptophyta; Magnoliopsida; Fabales; Fabaceae
Source: the annotation of a GenBank genome assembly
AUGGGUAGAGGCCCAGAAAAGCACACAAACAUGGAAAUUGAUCUCUCUUUGAAGAUAGAUUCUGAUCAUGAACAAAACGCACAAGUAGAUGUGCAAGUGAAAGACUCUGACGAGGAAGAAAUGGCACAGAUUCCGGAUAAUAACAAGGAAGAAGUCCCUGAAGCUACAGCUGGUGAAAUAGAAGAUGAUGCAUCAGUGGUAGAGACAUCUUUGCAAGAUAACACAAAAACAAAAGAGUUAAGUGUCCUACAAAUGGAGAUGGAGAGCAUGAAGGAGGAGAACAAAGUUCUGAGGAAAGUUGUAGAGCAAACAAUGAAAGACUAUUAUGAUCUGCAGAUGAAAUUCUCAGUUAUCCAGGAAAACAAUAAAAGAAAGGAUCAUGAAAUUUCUCUCUCACUUCAAAACCUUUCGACCACCAACGGCGAAGGACCAUCGAGAAUUCUUGAGAUCUUUAAUAAGAAAAUUCAAAGUGCUCCACCUCCUCCAAAUACUGAUGCUGAUAGUUUAAGCGAGAGUGAAUUGGGUUUAUCACUGACCUUGCAACCAAGCACAAGUCAAAAAGAAAGUGAUGUGGGAAACAAGGAAGACAGAAAAGAUCAAGAAUUGCCAAGUUUUGCAUCAGUGCAGAGCAAACUACAGCGGACACAUGAGUUACCCGGAAUUACUACCCAUGCUAUCUCCCCUCCAAACAGAAAAGCUAGGGUUUCGGUUCGAGCAAGAUGUGAAGCUGCCACAAUGAAUGAUGGGUGCCAAUGGAGAAAAUAUGGACAGAAAAUUGCGAAGGGAAAUCCAUGUCCACGAGCCUAUUAUCGUUGCACUGUAGCUCCAGGUUGCCCGGUUAGAAAACAGGUGCAAAGAUGCAUAGAUGACAUGUCCAUUCUUAUUACAACCUAUGAAGGGACACAUAACCAUCCACUCCCCGUGGGUGCAACUGCUAUGGCUUCUACAGCUUCUGCAGCAGCUUCCUUCAUGCUGCUAGAUUCAAGCAACCCUAUUUCGGAUGGUGCCUCUAGUUUCACUCAAGCACCCCUUACUUACAACACCUUCCAUCAAACUUCAAACUUUAGGAGCAUAAACCCUAGUGAUCCAUCCAAAGGGAUUGUUCUUGAUCUCACUAGCAACCUCAGUGAACCACUACGUUUUUCUACUGGUAGCUCCUCCAAUACCACAACUGAUACUCGCUUUUCUUGGAUGUCAAACAAAUAUCAAGGUGGUGGUGCAAUGGCAGUGAACAACAAUUUUCACAAGCCUAGAGCUGUGGAUAUUCACGAUAGAAUUUGGAAAGGAGAAGAAAGCAAGCCACUAGAUGACAAUGUGUCUGCAAUUGCCUCAGAUCCUAAGUUUAGGGUUGCUGUUGCUGCAGCCAUAACAUCUCUCAUGAAUAAAGAGAGUCACACUGCUACUCAUCCUAUAGGGACUUCCUUUGGUCCUAGGAGUGGCCAAAAUGGUAGCUAG